Betta splendens (Siamese fighting fish) is the source of this 7602-nucleotide messenger RNA. RefSeq names its product zinc finger protein 618 (gene znf618). Lineage: Eukaryota; Metazoa; Chordata; Actinopteri; Anabantiformes; Osphronemidae. The record is from RefSeq and is a predicted model, not a curated record. Gene Ontology annotation, molecular function: protein dimerization activity. Bases 384 to 3410 code for a protein of 1008 amino acids. The transcript is spliced from 16 exons.
GGAUGCUGCAGCGUUACAUUCUACAGGGUGAGUAUAAAUGGAGAUUAGGACACAGUAACUAUGAGCGUUAACCUGAUAAGAUGACUGUGGUAAUUUUACAGAUAAAGUACUAAACAUUAACCCAUUCAAAAAUUAUUAUAUGAAUAUGGAAAUCAAUCCUAACGUCUCAGUUGCUCAUACUAAAGAAUAUUAUCAGUUCACAAGAGAAUGUUUCCCUCUGCGUAAUUCCCAGCCUCUUAUUUUCCCUGUGUAACUUUAUUGUCGGCCACCUCCCUUUCCCCUCUCUCUCUCUCUUCUUCCCAGACUUUUUUUUUUCCUUUUUCUUUUUUUCAUGUAGGCUAAUACACAGGCCGGCGCAGCAAUUUCGGAAUCUGCCCUUGUAUAUGGCGGACGAAAAUUUCCACAGGAGGAACCGCAACACCAGCCCCGGAAGCAGUUGUGCAGUCACCUCUGUUCGGGGAGGGACGGUUUCUGGAGCGGGAGCCCGGUUCGCGCGAGCUGCAUCGUUCUUGGAGAAGUACAGGCUCACGGGAGGCGGAGUCAUGAGUGCACAAGAGGCACCCAAUCCUGGGAAGGAGCAAGCAGACGGUGGGAGUUCAGCCACAGAUGGCCCCUCACCAGCCCUACCCUCAACGACCAAGAACACUAGUCCACCACCUGUCACAGUGAAGAAGGAGCCUGGGACCUCAGAGACGAGCAAUGGGAAACUGGGCGAUGCCAACCCUGCUGAGAUCUGUGUUGUCAUUGGAGGAAACGAUGGAGCAAGUGCAGGUGGAUCUCGUAGAGCUCAGGCCGAGAACAUGUUUGCCCUUGGUACCCCUCCUCCAACGAAGAGCACAGACUCAUGCAUAGGUUCCUAUGUAUGUGGAGUGUGUGGGAAGAAGUACAAGUAUUACAACUGCUUUCAGACACAUGUCAGGGCACACAGAGAAUCAGAAAGCAUGGUUGGAGAUGGCCUACCCCAGACACCUAAUAGUAGCUUCCGUUACUCCUGUGACAUCUGUGGCAAGAAGUAUAAAUACUACAGCUGCUUCCAGGAGCAUCGUGACCUGCAUGCAGUCGAUGAUCCUUAUGAACAGGUAGUGUUACCUGUGGAUGGCCUUAAAGAAGAGGAACCAGUUGAACCCUAUCAGAAAAUUGGCCCAAGGGAAAAAGCACUCGCCCACCUCCGCAGAGACCGCGGGUUCAGCCGACGGCAGCGGGUGUCCCUUCAAACACAAUUGGCAGUGUUCGCAGAAACUGGGAGCUACGUUUGUGAAUUCUGUGGGAAGCAGUACAAGUAUUUUAACCCAUACCAGGAGCACGUCGCUCUCCACACGCCAAUGGGUUCCUUUGAUAUGAAGACAUCACGGGUACAAGAAUGUGGCAGCAUGGAAUUGAGUAAAUUUGGCCACAGUCAGACUGGUAAAAUAAAAAACAGUCCAUUCAGGCGGAAACUGGAGAGCGCAAGUCUGCUUGAUACAAACAGUUCGCAGAAUUCAAGCGGAACUCCAAGCCCUCUGGUGGCGAGUACCUUCACUACAACACAGAAACCCUACACUUGUGGUGCCUGUGGCAUCCAGUUCCAGUUCUACAACAACCUGCUGGAGCACAUGCAGUCCCAUGCUGCGGACAAUGAGAACCAUACCAAAGGGGACUCUCCCAAAACCUCCUCUGCCUCGGGUCCUCAGGAGCAGCUGUGGAGAGGUUCUCAGGCUCAGUCCCAUUCCUCAGUUAAAGUACAAAUCCAGCCUCAAAGUAUCUCCCAGAGAAACCACACUCUCAGUCAGAACAAUGGACUACCUGAGAAAGAGCGACAGCAGGUGGCCGAGCGCCUCUUACGGGUGAUGUGUUCAGAUCUGAGCAUGCUAAAUGUGCUUAACAGCAAAGACUUCCUGAAGUUGGCACAAACCUUCGUGGACACGGGUGCUCGUCACGGCGCCUACUCCACCCGUGACGCUCUUGGCAACAUGAGUACCUUGGCUCUGCGCCAGCUGCCCCGCAUGUACAACCAAGUAAAGGUCAAGGUCACAUGUGCCCUUGGAUCCAAUGCUUCACUUGGCAUCGCUGUCACCUGCCACGCCCAGACAUCUGGCCCAGAUGCCUGCUAUGUUCUGACAGCCUACCAGGUGGAGGGGUCGAGACUCAAGCGGUAUGUGCUCGGUGUGAGGGAGGCAGAGCUAAGGGAAGGUCCUGAGCAGGUACAUCACUGGGUGCAGAACGUACUGUCUGAGUUUGUGAUGUCGGACAUUCGCACUGUGUAUGUCUCAGAGCCCAGAGUGUGGGCGGCGGGAUUUACGGGAUCACCACUGGGGAGCGGUGGCAGGGGGAGGAUAUGCUUGCGAUGCACCGGGUGUUCCCUCGGUGCGGUCGUCCAGGCCGUCCUGGGGAAGCGCAGCCUCCAGGCCCGAGGUCUCCAUGAGCUGGCGGAGCUUCUCUCAACGUGCCGAGACAUUGCCUCCUCCACAACACUGGCACUUCGUGAGGAACAGAGCACCAAUACAUCCACAAGCACAACUGAGGAAGGUACUCAGGGUAGCCAGUGCCCCACGCCUCCUUGUUGGGAUCGCAUGGCUGAAGCUCUUCUGCAGGUCCAUGCCCACUUUGAACAGAUUUGUGAGGCUUAUGGACGCAGUAAGUCCACGGCUCCGCUCCUCCAAGGCCUCAACAAGCAUCUGCUCGGCACGCUGGCUUGCCUGCUGGCUCCUCUGCGCCUGGCAGCUUUGGAGCUGAGCAGCCAGAGAAGACCAACCCUGCAGCAGGUGCUGCCUGUCUACCUACGCUUGGAGAAGUUUUUUACAUCCAAAGCUGGAGAGGCUGGAACUGGCACAGCGAGCAAACUCUGCCACUAUUUCUUAGAAGCACUUAAGGAGAACUUCAAGGUGGAACGAGCUCACCAGGUUGCCAUGGUCCUGGACCCACAGCUCAAAUUGCGUUCGGUGCCAGCUUACCAGCAUGAAGACAUCAUUUCACGUGCCUGUGAAAUGGCUGCUGAAAACAGAGACGGCAUGACCGGCGGCGGAGGCACAGGCGGUGACGAGCGGGACGCCGAUGGCCCACCAACCCCUAAAAUAAGCCGUAAAGAGGGAUGCGGGAACAACGGCGGCACCUCAAGGGGGGGGACCUCCUCAUCUUGCACAGUUUCUGGUACUGACGAGAGCCAAAGCCAAGUUAGACAAGAGAUUUUCCAGUACCUGGCGGAGCCUCUCCUUCAAGGCACCCCUGAUCUCUUCCACUACUGGAGCUCGGCUGUGGGGGAGAAGUUCCCCAGGCUUGCUCGCCUGGCGCUGUGGCUCCUCGCUGUGCCCGCUGUGGGCAUACGCAGCGAGUGUGUAACUGUGUGCGAGCAGAGCCUUGCUAUGAAGCGGCGGCAGCAAGUAACCACUGAAGAGAUGAACAAACUCAUUUUCCUUCGUUCUAACUUAGGCUAGAAGAGAAACCCAAACAACCCUAACCAACCAAACCUUCACCUCCAACCAAUGACUUAAGACUAUUAUUUAUAUGCUGUAGGUUUAGACCAACUGUAAACUUCAAUGUGUAUGGACGUAAAAUGAGAAGCUAUCUACAGGAAAACUCAUUGUAUAGGCUGCACACACCCAUAAAACAAAAUGGCUUGUUAAAUAUUUGAUAUGGAGAAAGGACUGUUGUCAAGUACUGUGGACAAAGGUUAGGGGUGGAACGUUACCUCCCAAAAGACGAUUUCGCUGUCCUCAGUUUGGGAUGCACGGGUUGGCGUUUGGUACACUCACGGCCGGUGAUUUACACUAAACCGCCACAAAAGGCUAUAAUGCUGUUGUUCUUACUGGAUGGCAACAUUUUCAGGUAAAAUCAGUUUUCACUGCUUGAAACUACCGUCACAGACCUCUGAAAACACUCCUCCUCGACUCGUAGUCCAGCAGGGAGAUCGCAGUAAAUACCGUAGUACACACACCAUGUAGUAGAGUUACUGUAAUAUAUUCACUGGUGUGUGUACUGCCAUUACACCUCUCAGCGUUGUGCUAGGUUUAUGAGUUACACACAUUUCUACUGUGUAUUUUUUACCCUUAGAUGAAAGAGGCUAAUAACAAAGCUAAAUCAAUGCCGCUAAUUCGACCUCUGCUUCAGUGGCUUAUUUGCAUGCAAUGCACUGAACUGCAUGCAUUUUUCAUCCACCAGAGUAUACAGAUAGCUGAUUAAACAUUAAUCCCUAUAUGAUGCCUUCCUCCUGGUUUACCGUCUCAAGAUGUAAAGCAAAUUCUAGCGAGUUUUCAUUUUAAAAAUGAACUCUUACGCUGCUUCAGGCGCAAGUCAAACUGCUAGACUUGCACAAAAGGCCAAAAUUGUUUAACCGAAAAAAAUGAGUCUUAACUGCGUUUUCUUUCAAAUAUUAGUUUGACAGAAUGAGUGUGGUCAGCUACUACACUCAGUCAUACUAUAACUUUAUCGCCACAGCCUACAGGCCUGUUGUUCUGCUGUGAUUCUAGGUUCCAGUGCAGCUAAUUCAGGAAUGUCAGGAAUGGCUUCAUGUUUGCCCGCUGUGUACUUGUAUGUGUGUUAAAAGACUUGUUUCCAGGUCAUUUACAAUAAUUUAUGUUAGUUAAUAUUCUUAUAUCAUAUAAUGGUAAAAUAGAAGCAGUCUUCCUCGUAUGAGCAGGAAAUUUCUCUCUUUUUUCUUUUAAAGCAAUAAGCUUUACUGUCGGCCAUGGUUCACUUUCAUCUGUUCAGAAUGACUGUUCUCAUGAUUCUCCUAUGGUGGAUUACAACACAAAGCCAAUUAUUUGUUUGUGAAAUCAAUGAGAGCUUUCUCAGGAAUGAGUGCAGCAGGCACCGCCACUUUUUCCUCACUGUAACCGAAAAACACACCAAACUGUGACCUCAGCGCCGAGGCAUGUACUGAAGCGUGACUUUUGCGAAACGUUCCACCCCGAAUGCAGUUAGUGCCAUUAGCAACAAACGAAGAAGCGGCAGCGUCGCUGAGGGUUUAUUUUUUAUUUUAGGGCGACGCAAAUUCUGCCAGUACAUUCACUAAAGUCAACACGUGCAUACUAAUGAAGUGAUGUUAUUUUUAUGGAUCGUAGAAUACAUUUCAUGAGCUAAUACCUCCCAAAAUGACUUUGACGAAUGGAAGUUACUGUAACAUGUUUGUUGCCUCUGGUACUAAUUUGUCAAGUACUAGUUGUCAUGUCUGUUUCUGGGCCUUAGUUUCUUCAUGUUAUCACCUUAAGCCCUACAAACAUUCUGCCUUUAAUUUUGUUUAAUGGCCUUUUUUACUUGUUUUUUUCUACUCCUAUAGAUUCUGAGUGACAGGGCCAUCUAGUGGUCAAAUGUGGACUGUUUAUUCAUGAGAGCGUUAUUUAAUUGUUCAGUUUUAGUGUGUUGUGUCUGUGUGUGCAUAAAACAGAUCAGGAACAUUUUGAACAACUACACACUGAAGCACAAAUAUCCGCUGUAUUCACUUGUACUGAAAGGAGACAGGAGUCGAGUUUGUGCCACUUUAACAGGAGCAGGUAAUGUUGAAGCUCCCGGUCAUGUUAAGGUGUGACACUGCCCUCUGGCCCUUUCAGUACACCCGAAGCCUGUAAAGUGGACUAAUUUAAACAUCCAUUUCCAGAGGUUUCAAUAUAAAUAUAUAUGACUAUAUUUUUAUUACAGAAAUGAAAAGGUUGUGACUUAUUUGACUGAUUUUGACCACAUUAAGUUGACUGAUUUCAGAUUCUUAAAACAACACACGUUUCAGGUCUGACAGUCUGUAAACAUGUAAAAGCGUGUGGCUGAACUAUAAACACACCUUCACCUGUAGAGCUUUCUAUACGUGUUUUUCAGAUGAGGCCCAAAUCAUCAUCAUCAUCAUCAUCUCCAAUGAACUUAAUGUGACACAGGAAGUUGGAAGUCAGUGCAGGCAGGAAAUAAACAGUGUAGUUUAAACUCCAGCUCAUUAACAUAUGUCCACCUGUUUUUAAUGUUACCUUUCAUUAGACUUGCACAUACAGUAAGGCCUAGAUUUCCUGAAUAUGUCAAAGUUGAUCAACUCUCAUUACAGGUGUUUAAAAUACUGUAGCCUCCUUACCUCUGCUCGAAGCUUUGUUUUGUUUCUUCUUACUGACCGAUCAGCUCUUUUUGUCUGUUUUACAUGUAGGUUCUCAAUGAACUAUUGUUAUGUCUGGGUGUAUUUGGGUUAUUUAACAUUGAAGAUCAUUCACAUUUGCAUUCUGUUUUUAUAGAGUGUGGAGAGCCAGUGUAACCGAGGCACACCUGAUUGCAUUUGAACUCCUACAAUCAAUAUGUACACUGCUGUUUUCAAACUGAUUUAUGUCACAUUUAUAUUUUGGUAAAAAAAGAAAAUUGCUGUAAAUUAUAUUUAAAAUUUUAUUUUUAAGUAUCGAUCCACUGUUUUACCUCAAUAAGGUGUAAUUUAGUGAUUGAAAAUCAGUUAUUCAUGCCAAAUUUAUCUUUGGUUUAAGACCUGGUCAAAAUACUGUAUAUGGCUUUGUGAUUUUAGCAAGCAGUGACCCUGGGCUGAACUGAUGAAGGGAUUUUUAUUACAGUUUUUGAAUAAGUAUUUUAAAUACUGUAGGAUAUGCUCUGGGACAAAAUGCCAUUGUUGACCUAAUGAUGUCAACUUGAUUUUACCUAGAAAUAGCAUUGUUUUGGUUGAUUAAAUGAGAAUUAUAUCUACGAUAUGCAUGCUUUUAAUAAGAGUACUGAUAUAUAAAGUUAUAAGCCAGUGUUUCUCAUCAGAUGGAAGCAAAUUACCUUGGCUCUGACUCCACAGUCGUCAAGACGACACCAGAGCAACAGAUAUAUAUAUAUAUAUAUAUAUAUAUAUAUAUAUAUAUAUAUAUAUAUAUAUAUAUAUAUAUAUAUAUAUAUAUAUAUAUAUAUAUAUAUAUAUAUUUAUAUAUAUUAUAUAUGAAAAUGUAAACUUUCAAGGUGGGAGUAGUGAUGCUGAUAAUGGUUUGGUGUGUCUGGAUUGACAUCAUUCAUUUUCAGAGACUGUACUAUGUAAAUACAAGAUAACUGCUGUUUCUACGCCACAAGGGGGCGCCUUCAUUUCAGAGAUAAAGUAGGGAGCACCAAUAACAUUAUACCUCUUUUUUCUACAGUAGCAUUUCAAAAGGUUUUGAUAUACUAGACAACUCAACUUAGAUACUGUUAUUAGAAAUCUGAGAUCAGCUGUAAGUUUUAUUUUGUUUCAGGACUUUAACUUAUUCAGAUAAUAAAAGUACAAAUGUAACAUAUGGUAUAAGAAUGCAUACAUGGAGAUCUGUUCUGUUCCACUAUGGAUUAUAGUCUGUAUUAUCAAUUCAGGUUAAAAAAUUAGUGUUGCUUUCAUCCUAUUUUACAGAUAUUUCUUCCUUUUAUACUCUGCAAAUAAUGUGUUUGAUUCUAUUCAUUUUGCCUUUUUUUAUCGCACUUUGGCAGCAGAUUCCUGUGUAGAUUCAGAUCUGAGUUGUCUUAUUAGUAAGCCUAAUUUAUACUUUUGUAGCAACACUAUUUUUAUAUAAUGGCAAAGAAAGAGUUGGGUGUUUUUUUUUAAAUUUAGUUUAUUUCCUGUGUCAUAUAUGGCAGCGCUGUUUGAUGUUUCUUGAAUACAUUACCCACUGUAGUAUGUGAUGUGUGAAUAAACUCCAAUUCUGUGUCAAA